Messenger RNA from Fusarium sp. VM40, 1527 nucleotides. Lineage: Eukaryota; Fungi; Ascomycota; Sordariomycetes; Hypocreales; Nectriaceae. The record is from the annotation of a GenBank genome assembly.
AUGCUUACCAGCCGUUUAAUAUCACGAGCUAUUGCUCGCCCGGCCUUCCAGAAGCCUACUCUUCCUAAGGUCGUCACCUCACCUUCGCUGUCGCGAUGGAGCCGGGGAUUUGCGUCUGAGGCUGAGGAGAAGGAUCUCGUUGUUAUCGGUGGUGGCGUUGCUGGCUACGUCGCUGCUAUCAAGGCUGGCCAAGAGGGCAUGAAGGUUACCUGCAUUGAGAAGCGUGGCUCUCUCGGUGGUACCUGUUUGAACGUCGGCUGCAUUCCUUCGAAGUCUCUUCUAAACAACUCGCAUCUUUACCACCAGAUUCUCCAUGACACCAAGUCCCGCGGAAUCGAGGUCGGCGAAGUCAAGCUCAACUUGGCCAACUUCAUGAAGGCCAAGGAAACCUCCGUUUCCGGUCUCACCAAGGGUAUCGAGUACCUUUUCAAGAAGAACGGUGUCGAAUACAUCAAGGGUGCCGCUUCUUUCGCCAGCGAGCAUGAGAUUAAGGUCGACCUCAACGAGGGCGGUGAGACCAGCGUCCGUGGUAAGAACAUCCUUAUUGCCACUGGAUCUGAGGCUACUCCUUUCCCCGGUCUCGAGAUCGACGAGAAGCGCGUCAUCACCAGCACUGGUGCCAUUGCCCUCGAAAAGGUCCCUGAGACCAUGACCGUCAUUGGUGGUGGUAUCAUUGGUCUUGAGAUGGCCUCUGUCUGGUCACGACUGGGUUCCAAGGUCACCAUCGUCGAGUUCCUCGGUCAGAUUGGUGGACCUGGUAUGGACAAUGAGAUCGCCAAGAACACUCAGAAGAUCCUCAAGAAGCAGGGUCUCGAAUUCAAGCUCAACACCAAGGUCGUGAGCGGUGACAAGUCUGGCGACAAGGUCAAGCUUGAGGUUGACUCCGCCAAGGGUGGUAAACCCGAGUCCAUUGAGUCCGAUGUCGUUCUCGUUGCUAUCGGCCGACGACCUUACACUGCUGGCCUCGGCCUCGAGAACAUCGGUCUUGAGAACGACGACCGCGGCCGUGUCAUUAUCGACUCCGAGUACCGAACCAAGAUCCCCCACAUCCGAUGUGUUGGUGAUGUCACCUUCGGCCCUAUGCUUGCACACAAGGCUGAGGAGGAGGCCGUCGCUGUUGUCGAGUAUAUCAAGAAGGGUUACGGUCACGUCAACUAUGGUGCCAUCCCCUCAGUCAUGUACACUCACCCCGAGGUCGCCUGGGUCGGUCAGAGCGAGCAGGACCUGAAGAACCAGAACAUUCCUUACCGGGUUGGAAGCUUCCCCUUCGUCGCCAACUCCCGAGCCAAGACCAACCAGGAUACUGAGGGUAUGGUCAAGAUGCUCGCUGACCCUGAGACCGACCGCAUUCUCGGCGUUCACAUCAUCGGCCCUAACGCUGGUGAGAUGAUUGCUGAAGGUACUUUGGCUCUCGAGUACGGUGCUUCCAGCGAGGAUAUUGCCCGAACCUGUCACGCCCACCCCACACUUGCCGAGGCCUUCAAGGAAGCUGCCAUGGCCACCCACGCCAAGGCCAUCCACUACUAG